AUGUUAAGCAUCAACUUCUCGACUCCCCUCGCGGGAGCGGCUCGAUCAGAGAGAAUCAAGCAGAUGACCAACAACCACUCUCUUCUUUCGCAGCCUGCUUUUGAAAAGUCGCGCCAGUCUCAAGAGAUCCUUGUCAAGAUCCAAACCUCUCUGCGACGCAUGCCUGGUGUCUCUUCCAAGGAGUCCAGUGAGAUCAUCGCCCAGCUUCAAGAGGUCGGGCAGAUCGUCAGCACCGAGACGAGCCAGCUGGUCGACGCGCUCAUGAACUUGACUCUGGAUCAAGAGGAUACAGACAAGGCGAUCGCUCGUAUGAGUAUCGAGGCCAAUCUUGCUAAGGCAGAGGCCGACGAUCAGGCUCACAACUUGAGCAACCUUCGCGUUGAGCUCUCAAAUGAGAAGGAAAAGCGACAGGAGGCUGAGGCCGAGGUCGCCAAGGUUAUGGAAGAACUUCAGAAGCUCUCUCGUGAGAUCAAGUCGCUCAAAGAGAGGAGUAACGACGGUAGUUCUGAUGAUUCCAAGUCAUCUCCUGAUCGCGACGCUAUGGUCAAGCAGUUAGGAGAUACGAUCAAGCAUCUCGAGGAACAGGUCAACUCCCGUCGAUCCCUCUGGGUCAUGAAGAACCCAAGCUCUGACUCUGUGGCUCGUGCUAUCGAGAGCAUCGCCGAGUCAUGCUCUGAUAAAGAUGCGGUUCAGAAGACCAUCAUGUCAUUGCGCCCUGACGCCAAUGGGGACACCAAUUCACGCGACACCAAGUCCUCUGGACCAAGCGAGGUCGCUGUCCAGUCCCAUCGGCCUCUUUCUGCUUCGCGCUUUGGUUCUCAUAUCGUGCCUGGUCCUUCUCGUCCAACCUCGACUGCACCAAGCGAGCGUCGAUUUGGCCAGUGGGCGCCUCCUACUCCUUCGCAGACACAGUCUCGAUUUGGAACCCCAUCAUCAAAUGGCACUGGACCUCAGUCUUUGUAUGGACGCAAUCCUCCCCGCCGUGUAUUCGGCAACGGUGCUUAUCGUCCCAACGCACCUGAGUUCUACCCUCAGUCUUACGGGCAUCCCGACAAGAGUCUCGUCUCUCCCAACAAAGGAGGUCAUGGCCAGCCGCGCCAGUAUUACCCCCCUACUCCCUCGGGCGGGCGCAACAAGUACAGCCGCUUCCGGGAUCCUGUCACUAUCUCUGCCCCUGACUACACUGCCCCGCCAGGUGUGCUGACUACUCGCCCUCCUUUUCCUGGGCCUCCCAUUCACAUCACCGAUAUGACCAUCACUGCUUGGCACGAUCAGUUCACCGACCUCUACGAUUCUAUUCGCGCCUUCGUCCGUCAUCACGCUGAAAAAGCCACCUUCAUUAACCCUACUGAUCUCUCCGAUACUCGUCUGUGGCAUGUGCUCGUAGCGACCUAUCACCCUCUUUCUGAGCACGAGGCCGUCUCCUAUCUCGACUUCCAUCUCAAGGAAGGAAGCUCCAAAUCCUGCUUGGUUACUCGUGUCGUUGUCGACUACGUCGUGAACCGUGUUUGGGUUCCUCGCGCUUGGAUGGGUGCAGAGACUGAAGCCACUCAUGGCCUCGUCGAGGUUGAGAAGGAUCUUGAGCGAACUCAAGGCCAGCCAGCUGCUCGUCGUCAGCACAUUCUCGAUCGCCAGGCAAGCAUCAUUGAUUCCAUCAUGAAGUUGGACGGAUUCCAAGAGUUCAGCAAGGUUCGCUGCCGGGAGAUCUCGGAUGUGAUUCUCAACAUGAUCGAGCCACUACUCAACCCUGAAGGCGAUCCCGAGACCAUCUACAAGGAGUUGGAAAGCGUUGCUUCCGCCGCCUGGGCCCUUUCCAGUCGGAUCCUCAGCAGCCGACUGACUUUUGAUUUCCGCUUUCCCGAGAUCGGUUGCCGAUACUCUUCCCAGUCUAUGAUGCCAAUCUGGCCCGACUUCGACCCCCAGGACCUGCAGGCUGAGCACUGGCGUGUUGCUCUUGUUACCACGCCUGUUGUGACUUGCCGCAACGACACUGGUUCGAACAUCUCUGCACACUCGGUCUGCGUGGCUGAUGUCGUCUUUGCCGUCUGGGGAAGAGACCUCAUCAGCGCGUCUCAGACAUAG
Molecule: messenger RNA, 2082 nt
Organism: Fusarium coffeatum
Lineage: Eukaryota; Fungi; Ascomycota; Sordariomycetes; Hypocreales; Nectriaceae
Exons: 5
Coding region: 1-2082 (693 amino acids)
Source: RefSeq, a predicted model, not a curated record